UCUUCUUCUUUUCUUUCCCCCGCACUGCCCCGCACAUGUCGUAGUCGCCGCAUGGUGUUUAGGUUAACCGUGAAGGAUUAAUUUUACUUGAUUUCCUACACACAAGUUAUUUACGCCCUCACUGCAAGAUGAAGUCAGUUGCUCAGCCGAAAAAGAUGAAAACUGCCAUUGGCAAGGUUUCGAAGAACAAAGUGUUGAAGAAGAAAGAGAAAGAUCCAUCAAUCAAAAAGAAAGCGGCAGUUCUAGAACUGGCCUGUGAAUCCUUAAGUUCUCCUGACAAGAAGAAGGUUUCAAAAUCUUUAAAGAAGUCCAAACUUGUGAGUUCGGAGCCUAGUUCAUUUCAAAAACCAAUCAAAUCCAAGAAAGCUGAUGUGGCCUUCACCUCUAAACUGGAGAAGCCUUUAGUUGGUCCAACUCAAUCUCCCAAAGGUAAACGGAAGGUGAAGCAAGAAGAAAAUGUUGUUGAAAGUGGAACUCUUGAGACACCCCUUAAGAAAAGGGUUAAGAAAUCAGAAGUGCCUAAAAAGUUGAAGAAAUCUAAGUCAUCAAAAGUUGUGAAAACAGUAGUAUCAAAAGUACAUGAUGAAAUCGAUCUCAGCUGCAGUCUAAACAGGAAUUUGCUUGAAGGAGUUGUCUCAGGUACAUUGAAACUUGUACAUCAGAAACAAGAGACUGAGGAAAAAAAGGAUCUUUUUGGCUCUCAGCCACAACCAAUCAACUUGCAAAUCAAUGUUCACAAAAUACCUGUAACUCCUUUCAGGAUUGUUCGAUGUGUUGUCCCUAAUUCUAUCUGCGUUUCGGAGCCUGAUGUUUGUCUAAUUGUACCCGACUUCCAAAGAGGACGUAAGAGAGACACCACGUUUGCCAAACAUGCUGAACAGUAUGAAGAAAAACUGAUGGAGUCUGGUACCAAAGGUAUCAAACAGGUUAUACCUUUUACUCAGUUGAGGUAUGAGUACAAACAAUUUGAAUUAAAGAGAAGAUUAGCAAGUAUGUUUGAUGUGUUUCUCUGUGAUGGUCGAAUUCAAGGACAUUGUUAUCAUUUUCUUGGUAAAGCAUUUGAAAAGGCAAAGAAGACUCCUGUUCCUAUUCAUGCUAUGACGAAAGUCAAUGGCAAACUAUCAUUCCAGCCGGAUCUUCAGAGUGAAGUAGACAGAGCACUUCGCAAAGUAUCUCUUACUUUACACUCUCAUGGAUCCUCAUACUCUAUCCAAGUUGGCCAUUCUGGAUUUACACAGAAGCAGCUUGCAGACAAUAUUCAAGCAGUUUGGAAGGUCUUAGAAAAGGAGUUACCUGGUGGAGUACAAAAUAUUCGAGCUGCAUAUUUGAAAGGUCCAAGAACAUCAGCAGUUCCUCUUUACGCUUCUCUUGCUCCUCCAACAAGUGUCCCUUAUGUAAAGUCAAAAACUAGUGCAGAACCAGUUGAAGAUGAGCUCAGUACUAUGCCUGGAUGCAGAGUUACUGUUUACCCAACUGGUCAAGUUAAGAUCAAGAGUGUGAAGACAGACGAGGACCGUGAGUUCAUGAAAUUAAACCCCCGAAUGGACUUUGAUGAUAAAAAGAAAAAGAAGGGUAAAAAUAAGAAACGUAGUGACAGUCGCACUAAGCAUGUGAAGACUCAAAAUAUUUCUAGUGAUGGUUCAGAUUCUCUUAAAGAGGAUGUCAAAGUGAAGGAGGAGGUUGACGAAUCUGGCGAUGACAGUGGAAGUGAGAACGAAUUCAAGGAUGUAGAAGCUGCAGAGGCUGCCUACUUGACUCAGUGGAGUGAGUCUGCCUCUAUGAAAGAACUGGAAGACGAGGAGACUAAAAACAAGAACCAACCCAAGAAAAAAAGGAAGAGAGUUGCAGCUAAAGUUGCAGCUAAAACUGAAGGGAAGAAAAUUGCUGGAAUGAAAGGGGUUUCACAGAAGCUGUCAAAAGGUGCUCAACAGAAAGGAAAGAAGGCCAAGUCGAAGAUAAACACCGAUGUAUCAAAAACCAAGUCAAAGAAGAAAAGGGCUUAAAACUUGUCUAAUUUGUUAAAGUUCAAGGAAGUGUUAUUAUUUGCAGUUUACAUUAUGUUUUUUAACAUAGGGAAAUGUCUCAACAUGAAUUCUAUCCCUCCUCAGUAUUUUGGCUGAUUGGGUUGUGCAAUACAUCUGAUGUUAGGAUGUAUAUUUUGGAAUGACGAUUAAAAUAUUAAAUAUU
Messenger RNA from Frankliniella occidentalis (western flower thrips), 2187 nucleotides. Its product is annotated as ribosomal L1 domain-containing protein CG13096. Lineage: Eukaryota; Metazoa; Arthropoda; Insecta; Thysanoptera; Thripidae. The transcript has 10 exons. Bases 129 to 2003 code for a protein of 624 amino acids. The record is from RefSeq and is a predicted model, not a curated record.